This is a messenger RNA of Naegleria lovaniensis, 864 nucleotides long. RefSeq lists its product as uncharacterized. The record is from RefSeq and is a predicted model, not a curated record. Gene Ontology annotation, molecular function: N-acetylglucosaminylphosphatidylinositol deacetylase activity. The transcript is spliced from 2 exons. Gene Ontology annotation, cellular component: endoplasmic reticulum. Gene Ontology annotation, biological process: GPI anchor biosynthetic process. The coding region runs from base 1 to 864 and encodes 287 amino acids. Lineage: Eukaryota; Heterolobosea; Eutetramitea; Acrasida; Naegleriidae.
AUGGAAGGACAAGAUUUGCAAAACCAGAUGGUCAAUUCUGGUGGCAACAUUGAUGUAAAUAGAAAAUUAUAUGCCCUCUUUAAACAAUUAAAAGCUGUUUCGUCUCAAUCUCGAGAUUUCCAUCAUUCCGAGUAUCCCGAUUUUAAAUACUCAGAUCUCAACAAUUGGUUAUGGUUCAUCAAAGUAUUUCUCGUAUUGUUCAACGUUGGUCUCUUUAUUUACAUUCUCUAUUUGAUGAAACGGAAGUUUACAAAACAAACAAUUUUGAAGUUGGUUGAUAGUCAAGCAACAACACUGGAGGAUGAUAAAAACACUAACCAUAUUCAUUUAGAAGAUGAUUCUAAAACAACUAGUUCUUCUGAAAAAAGAGUUGGAAUUAUCAUUUCUCAUCCUGACGAUGAAGCAAUGUUUUUCACGCCAAUUAUUGCGUCACUGGUUGAACAGAAAAUACCAAUUCAUAUCUUAUGUCUAUCCACAGGAAAUGUUUUAGGAUUAGGCCAGGAACGAAUUAGAGAAUUGGAAAGGAGUUGUGUUGAAUUGGGAAUUUGUGAUUCCAACACUGAUUCCUCACUUGUUGUAAAAUCUUUGAGUGACACAUUCAAAUCUGAAAAUAACAAGAUUGUCAUUAUCGAUCAUGAACAAUUGAAAGAUGGAAUGAAACAAAAGUGGAACAGUGAAUUGAUUGGACAAGUGGUUUACAAAUUUGUUCAAGAAUUUAACAUUUCAACAAUUCUCACAUUCGACGAGAGAGGAAUUUCGGAUCAUCCAAAUCAUAUUGCCACAUGGAAUGGUGUGAAAGAAUUCAAAAUAAGAGACGACUGGUUUAAUAAGGAAGUAUCUUGGUGUGUUGGAUUUGGUUAUUAG